Messenger RNA from Diaporthe amygdali, 417 nucleotides. RefSeq names its product 4-carboxymuconolactone decarboxylase. Bases 1 to 417 code for a protein of 138 amino acids. Gene Ontology annotation, molecular function: peroxiredoxin activity. Lineage: Eukaryota; Fungi; Ascomycota; Sordariomycetes; Diaporthales; Diaporthaceae. The transcript is spliced from 2 exons. The record is from RefSeq and is a predicted model, not a curated record.
AUGUCGUCCCCCUCGGAAAAAAUGAUACAAGGUGCCCAGAUGGCACAAUCAUUCUUAGGGCCCAACUUGUUGAGCGCAAUUCAAGAGCAAGCACGCGAUGAUCUACCGAGCAAGAUCAGUGCCGAGUACAUCGCCGAAGUUUGCUUCUCUAGUUAUGCUCGCCCGGGACUCGAGCUAAAGGAGAGGUCCUUCAUGAACAUUGCCAUGAUGAUUGCGCUCAACCGAACUCCGGAAUUACGCAUUCACAUCACAGCGGCGCUCCAUCUGGGGCUGUCGGAGGAGCAGGUUGUGGAGGCUUGCCGACAUGCAAUGAUAUACUGCGGGGUGCCGGCUGGUAGAGAAGCUCUAUCUGUUGCGAGUGAUAUCUUCCACGAAAUGAAGAAUUCUACAAAGCAGGAGACGGCGAAAAUGUCCUGA